CAAAUGGGAACGUGUUAACGUGAUGUGGGACUAUAAAGCCCAGAACAGUUUGAGAUCUCCCUGCCGAAGACCAUCUCUCCUUCACCAGAACCAGGAACACGUCAUUCAUCACCAUGAAGACAUCACCUGUCCUCUGUGUCCUCCUGGGUGUUGUCUUCUCUGUCAGGGCUGCAUCAGUGCCUCCUUCUGUAGAGGCUGUCACUGUUACAACUGUCGGCCCUGUGACGGUUACAGGGCUUUACAACGACACUACUGCCACAUUCACCACUCGUCCAAGUUCACCGUACCCUACAGUCACAUUAACUCCCAAUAUUUCUCCUUCAUCAACAACAACAACAACCGUUACUACCGUCAGCCCUGUGACAGUUACAGGGCUUUACAACGACACUACUGCCACAUUCACCACUCGUCCAAGUUCACCAUACCCUACAGUCACAUCAACUCCCAAUAUUUCUCCUUCAUCAACAACACAACAACAACCGUUACUACCGUCAGCCUUGUGACAGUUACAGGGCUUUACAACGACACUACUGCCACAUUCACCACUCGUCCAAGUUCACCGUACCCUACAGUCACAUCAACUCCCAAUAUUUCUCCUUCAUCAACACAACAACCGUUACUACCGUCAGCCCUGUGA
This is a messenger RNA of Cottoperca gobio, 637 nucleotides long. RefSeq lists its product as uncharacterized. The record is from RefSeq and is a predicted model, not a curated record. Bases 23 to 637 code for a protein of 204 amino acids. NCBI's taxonomy places the organism in Eukaryota, Metazoa, Chordata, Actinopteri, Perciformes, Bovichtidae. The transcript has 3 exons.